This is a messenger RNA of Amoebophrya sp. A25, 14718 nucleotides long. NCBI's taxonomy places the organism in Eukaryota, Dinophyceae, Syndiniales, Amoebophryaceae. The record is from the annotation of a GenBank genome assembly.
AAAUGCUGUGACUAGCAAAAAUGGUAGUAUUGUUUUCAGGUCACAACUUCUACGUACCGCGCGCCGGUUGUCAACGUCGAGCACGACAACAGCACGAGGUGUGAUAGCACUGUGACGAGGGUGACGUUGUCUUCUCGGUGGCUGCUUUGUCGAGAAAUCUUCUGCACCGAGGUGUGAAAGUCGUCUUUUUGUUUCUUCUACAAGAAGCCUGUUGUGUCUUGAAGGUUGCUGCGCCUCGAAGUGUGGUGAAUCCCGGAGUUUGACUGCUGAAUUUAGAAAAAGAGACGCGGAGUCAUGGACGACCGACAGGUUGCAAGCGUGGACGCAUCACUAGUAAAAAGGAUAUCAACAACUGGUAGAGAGGCGAAAAAGGUAACGGCCGCAUGAAAAUGCAUCAAAAUAGAUCGACGUCUUCCAGCACAACUGAAAAUGAGGGGAGGGUGCGACGACAUGCAGGUCCGGUUUCCAGACUGCGCACCAAACGGAACAAGGGUCCCAAGUCACACCGCUCAAGCAAACACGCCGCACGAGAGGUUAAAGAGACGGACGUCCUUCUACCCGCAACGAGAAAAUAUGUCGAAGAGGAGGAGGAGCAAAUGGCUCCAUUUUUGAGACACGAAGAACGGCAGCCCUCGUCAGAUUCUUGCGGGAAAGCGCUGGGGGACGGUGAUGUUUACGGUGCUCCUUUUCCUUUAUUAAGGGUUGCAAAUUGACCGAUGAUCCAAGAGCGUGUCUCUGACCUUCCUAAGGGGUCAAAAGGAUAGAUACGCGAGCUAGAUCGGUCAACUUGCAACCCCUAACUUUAGAACAAGAUGAGAAGGAGCGCUGGCGGUUGUUGUGGUGCCGGUUCGCUCCGUACCUCGCAUCUGCUUGCGGGGUUUCCCUGCUUGUCGUGGUCAUUGGCACUACUUACUUCCGCAUCGGCUUGGAGUUGGACUUAUUUUCCAAUUAUUCUCUCGACGACUUCCUCAAUGCUUUUAUUAAGGCUUACCGUAAUUCAUCCUCAGAAGCAUCUUUGACCCGUUUAGUUACUAAAAACAGCAAAAAGCGCGUCGGUCAAAGAUGAGUAUACUGAGGAUGCUCGCAAGCGAUGAACGCCUAUACCUCAUGUUUCAAGAGGAGCGGGGGCUUAGGGUUACUUACGAAGAUCUAACUUGAACCUUUUCGACCCAGAGCGUUUUCGUGCUUGUUUCCAUGUGAUGGAGAACUUGGCUCAUUUAUUUUCUGGCGAUGGAGGGGACGAUUCUGCAGGUGGCUUUAUUUCCUCUACUGUAGAAGAUUCUUCCUCGUCUCCUGUAGUAGAAGAAGAUUCUUCCUCGAUCUCGUCAUGGGCCGGCUACUAUUUUCACUGGCCGCUCUUCGCGUACGUCGGCAACAAACUUAGCGAAAUAAGCCUUGCUACGGCUCAUUUUGGACGAAGGGCCACGGAUAGUUAAGGGUUUACACAUUGCGUCCUGCACUAACGGCCCUGACUCUUUUCCCACUACGAAAGAAGUCAGGGAUGUCCUGAAGAAUGCAAUGGCGGAACCUCUAAGAUAGAAGAGGCCAGCAAGAAGGCCUUGCUUCGGAAGCAGCAGGGGUAGGAGCUCAUGUUGACUCGUCCACUAGUGAGGAAGGAGCUCAUGACAUGUCUUCCGGAGAAUAUGCGACUACCUCCAGCACGAGUAGUACUGCGACUACCAGCAGCGGGAAGAACUACAUAUGGGACGGGUCCGUGACGCCUGGGCGUCUUAAAGGAAUGCCGUACGCUUCCGCGCAGGCACAAAGCCUGCUGGAUGUACGACAGGAGUCUGAUGGAAAAUUAAAUAGCGGCCCACUUCUUCGGAUCGCAGCUCUUGCAAGUAUGAACCCUGUUAGUACUCGUGUUUCGUCAUACCAGAACAGGCACGAGACUAAGAAUACGAAUUCUGGUUUCAACAAGAUAAAUUUUUCUGUCAUCUCUUGCUGUUGAAUAUUCUCCUUUGAGCAGCACACUCAGACAGCUGUUUUUUUCGUUGCUUCUUGCGUAAGUAUGCUCUCGCUCCGAGGUAGCCACAAAGCGCACUAUUAGGAUGCAGGUUCAAUAAAUCUCCACCAAUUUCUCGUAGACAUCGAUCGAACCAGAAAGAACGAAAAACUUUUUUUGGAGUGCUACUAGAACUAGAGUUCGUGGACGAGGGAACGGUUUCUAAAAGGGAAAGGAAAGUUGCUGGCAGAAAACUGGAGAAGAAAAAAUUGAAAGCAGGAAAUGCGCAACUCGAAGCAGACAACAAGGCACUUCGGGAGGAGAUCGCACAUUAUGGUUAUAGCUUUUCUUCAUGUUUCUCAGGAUCUUGUUAAGAAAAAUACGAAAGCCCUGUAUCCUCCUGAAAUACAAGGGAAACAGGGUCGAGAUGAGGGGACGGAGAUGAAUAGGGACACACAGUCUAAGCGCAGCUCAAAGCAUCUUCAAAGCAUCGCGAACUGGAACACGUGAAAACGGAGGUACAGGAACUGCAAAAAACUUUACUGGAAAAAGAUAUGGAUGCGAUUUUUUCUUCCGUUUGUAGCAGAUCAUAUAGGCUUCUCCUUUGGGGUCCCUUGAAGGUGUAUAAAUAUUAUUAAGGGAUUUAUUACUGUUAAUAAGGGGGAGGAGGAAAGUGCAUCAACAGACUUGUCUCUACGGUCAUGAGGAAAGUUAUCAGCAGGGACGCGUGCAUGCAGGUGAAUUAGAAAGCUACAGGGAAGGGCGAGCCCUGAUGGUCUGGCUACAGCGGGAGGGGAGGAAGAGCAACAUUCAUACAAGAGGCCGAGUACGAGCGGUUGGAAACGGGUACGGCAAGACACACUUUUGCUUUGUUAAAAAACGACAAAGUAGAACUACUAGAAGGACGAUGGCCCUUUCACUUUCUUUGGUGAAAGAUAUAUAUAACUUGCAAAUAAUUACUCAGUGCACAUCACACCAUUAGCUAGCUUUACGAUUUGCCCAGCUUAUUGGUUUUUCAUCGUUGAUUGUGUGAUGCUGAUGUGGUUCAGCGGUUUAGGCAUUAGCCUGUUCGCUUAUCAUUCCGAGUCGAUUCGAGCUGCCCUCUUUUUCAAAAUGGGAAAAUAUACUAAUUUGCCUAUCUUUCUUAUUCGUAGACGUCAACUGUUAUCUUGUCCUAUCCCCAUCUUAGGUAUUCACUCUUAUUUCCUAGACGAGUUAGGAUAGACAUCUACUUCUUGCCAGGCACGUCAAUCAAACAGGCAUCUCUAAGAACUAAGAGAAAGAGAAGGAUGAGAGAGUGCGAACAGGAACAUUAGAAGUCUCGGUUGCAAAGAAGCUAGCGAACUCUGAAGUUUUAUGGAAGCUGAAGCUACUUUCUUCCUCUGUCUCCUAUCCUAACCUUCCUAUCACAUUCAUGGGGUGGGUCCUUAGCCUAACACUUGUAUCUACUUCUCUCCUCUCCUUAUCUCACUCUCAUUCCCUAGCCUCCACUCUUCUUGCACUUAUCUCACGCUUGACGCGUUAUUUCACUUUCUAUCAUGGGGCCAUCAUUUCUAUGAAUUAUAGGAUUUUCGACCACUCGCCGAUUAAGGUCGAUCAACACUAGGUCAUGAAUAAGGAGGACUCAUAAUUACGAAUGGUUCUCUGUUUAAGGGGUCGAGAGGAAAAGACCGCCAAAUUUUCCUUUCGACCACCUAGCUAGCGCUAACGCAGGAAGAAGCGGAAUUGGAGAAACAGCUGAAAGACGAGGACGACGACGAAGCGGGCGCAAGUUAUGAAUCGUCGUCGACCAUUGUAUUCAUAGUUAGAAUAUUAUGAAGGUUUCACGUCUAUUGCCUCUGUGCUCAAGAUUCUUUGAUAGAUUGUCUAAGGUUGACAAGGUUUCUCUUGUAAAGGUAGAUGAUGAAUAGAUUCACUCGAAACGAAUGGGGCUUAUAUAAACCGAAUCCAAAGGUUUGAAAGUGAACGUCUCCACUAUGCAACAUCUGCGGAACUGCUUAGGAGACCGUUCGAACAAAGAACUAUAAACUAAACUAUUUUAUCAGAUUCGGUUUUUCAUGUUUCUUUCUUUCUUAGUUGGGGUUCUACCAUAAUUAUCGCCUUAGCACGAAUUUUCUCGCGUAGGUGGUAGGUGACUGCUGCCGCAUAACCCCAUAGGGCAUCUUCACGCGCACAAGAAAUAGUGCGUUUUCUGUAUGACAAGAAACACUACUUUUUUGUAAAAAGCUAUCUGCAGGUUUCGACGCUGCUUCAGUGUCUUCAAUGGCACCAUCUCGUAGCGCCGUUUUCUAAGGCACGGAGGAGCUGCGUAAGCUGGAGGCAGAAGUAGAAGAUUAAGAAAAUACUUGCCAUUGUCUAUAGCAUAGUCAUUUUUUAUGAUGCAUCAAGAACCUCAGACGAGGUCACCAGUCACAUCAGAAUUACAUGGAAGGUCAUCUGUUGCUGUUCAUUUUCUAUGUUGCAGGUCCAUCACUGAUGGAAGGAAGCAUAAAUUGUGACGUCGUUCGUAUUUAGGUAUUAGAAUCUGGACCACGGCCGCGUUAAUAUUUACAUCAUGGCUCUCGAGUUUUCUGUAUCGAAGAAGAAUAUGUAUGAUCGUCUAUCAUUCUUAACUGAAGCUCUCACAAGAAUUACUGUAAUUGUGUUACGAGUUGUGAUGUUUUCUCGUCUGUUCUCGAAAGUUUGAAGGUAUAAAGUCUCCACUUACAAGGCAGAAGAUGACCACCAGAGAUGCACCACCUUUUUUGGAUUGUAACCCAUGAAUGGGUUAACUAUUACGACGACUGCUACUACCACUACUGCUACUACAAUGUCCACUAUUUAUCUGGUACUAGAAAUCCUGCACUUGUUGUUAAAACUCAUAAUUCGAGAAGAUCUGAGGACUUGUGUCUAAGCUGAGGAGAAGACCACAAGGUUGCACAAGCUAGUGGGUGAGCGGGACGCGGUCGCUUCGGAAAUUAAGCAUGUUGAGUCGGAAAUUGAGCAAGCGGAAAAACCAGUGCUGCCGCGACUGGAUAGCAAGCCGCAAGUGGAUUCCCUGCCGCCGAUAUUUGAUCCCCUGCCGCCAAUAAUACCGGAUCACUCGCCGCUAGUCAUACCGGAAUUGGGCCUCCUGGGGGAAGUUUGUUAAGGCUAGCGCUUUUUCGUCAUAGACCGGUCGAUUGAGUGAAGGUGUAUUCUGAGUAGAUGAGGUUUUACGGGGUUUUAGGGCUAGGAUCACCUUAGGGUUCGUUCGUAUUUUUUUCUGACAAGUGACACACUGUUCGUUACAUACUGUCUUGUCUUGCCAGUGGUAGAGACUGACCACCAAAGGCGUACGAGUAUGAUGAUGAUGAUGAUGAUGAUGAUGAUGAUGGUUGGUCGUUUUAAGUAACUGGCGCUUAGGGUUUUGGACUUUAUUACCCACUUCUAAAAUGCGCAGAAUACGCUUAAAAACGACAUCCUUCGUGGGAUAACAGUUGGGCAAAUGCCUGUCUGUGCUUAAGACUAAGGUUGAGGAUAUCCUAUUCCUCUGCUCCAACGGGAACGUCGAUAAUGCAAUUCGGUUAGUACUGUAGUCACACCUUUCAUUUAUUAGAAGGUACCCACGUCACGAUUGUCGGUGCUGUAGCGGACACUUGAUAGAAGUCCUCUACACAACUUUACUCUGUAAAUAGAAAUAUUGCUGACUUUCAAGAGUCCUCAGUAUACCCUAUUACCGCGGAAAAAGAAGCGCGCGGACGCCGCCGCCGCUCCAUCCACCGUGGGGGGGGCGUCCACCCCUGGAACGAAGCCCGACACUUGUCGGCAUAAAGUUGGUGGCAUCGUAAAACUUCUUUUGGGGCUGCAUUUUGGAGUGUUCAAUGACGAACUAAACGUAUCCAUAUAAAAUAUGAAUGAAUAUCUGGAACGCAAGGUGAAACUAGGGGUAUAAAGCAAGGCUGCUAGUACCUGUGGUUUGGUUCACAGAAAGAAGGUGUCCCCUCCUCUAUCCUCUAUAUUGGCUCGAUUGAUCACAAUAUUAUCACCGCUCUCCGUUGCUCUGUGUAAGUAAGCUUUGUUUCAAGCUUGGCCAAGGAGGGUCAGACAUGAAACGCUUGACCAUGGCCAUUGCUUAGUGGUCAUAUCGAUAUCUCAGUGCAACUUUUCUGUUGUGCCCACCCGUGAAUGGCUUUUCUCCGACAACUACCACAUUAUAUGUGAAUGUCACGGUACUGUGAUUUCUGAUUAUUUUAUAUACAUUGGUAAAAAUAUUUUUUGGAAUGUUCUUGCGCGCACAAUAUUGGACUCUGUCUCCGCCCUAUUUCAUCAUCUUCCGACAACGGAAAACCCGAAGCCGCCAAAUAUCCAGGAGCUGCUGAAGGCGACGCGGCAAGCAUAUGCCUAUUAUAUUAAGGUUUUCCGGAUUAUGCGUUCCUCAUUACCAUCCCUGGCUCUUUUCCUAGUAGAAAAGAAGCCCGGGAUGUUCUGAGGAAUGUAGGUGAUUCCGUAGCCUCUAACUAUAUCAUGAACUUUGGGGAAAGCUUUUACGGCGCUGAGGCGGAGGAGCUUGUUCAAGACCCCAAAGGCGGAAAGCAUUUUAUUAUGUUGAUGUAUUUGCCUCACUGCUGGCGCGUCGAAUAAUUCGAAAAACUUGUAAUCGGAAAAACGUGUGAUGAUAAUGAUGAUGCAGAAGAUGAAACUCUCUCGCGUUUUGCGCCCUCAGUGCGGUAGUGUUAGAACUUGCAUAAAUCCAUCUUGGUGAGCACCUCGGUGGUCAUUUUGCCUUCAAAAUGGGAGCGAGAUGCAGGGGGAGACGGAUUCCCUCAGGCCUUAGUAAUGCCUUUGGUUAUAAUCCAUCAUACAUUUGUCGGGCCCCUUGAGCUUAAUCGUGCCCUUGCUAUUGGCAUCAAUUGGACUGUCUAAAUGUAACAUCCACCUUGUGACUACAUUCUUUGUGUUGAUAAUUUGCCUAGUCUUACACGAGCUCGGACCUUGAUCAGCGUCGACGUCGUCAUCAUCAUUUGUUAGCAAUUUACAGAGGAGAUUAUAGAUCGGGGUAAAGGCUCUCCGUCGGAGGUGCUUUUAGCUCUAUACUGAGUGGCCUCAUACAUAGAAAGAUGCGAAACGCUAUAAAAGAGGCGCCAUGUUGAGAUGACGUCUAUCCUAUCUAUCCUAUCUAUCCUAUCUAUCCUAUCUAUCCUAUCUAUCCUAUCUAUCCUAUCUAUCCUAUCUAUCCUAUCUAUCCUAUCUAUCCUAUCUAUCCUAUCUAUCCUAUCUAUCCUAUCUAUCCUAUCUAUCCUAUCUAUCUAUUCUAACAUCGGUUUUUGGGAAACGGAGCGGACGUUGGUGAGACGGCUGAAGUGUUUCACUGAGAUAUUAAGGCCACACUUGUUUUUCAGAGGAAUCUUGCGCGGGCAAUUAGUAGCCUCACUGAAGAUUCCAUUCGUCAAAGAUCAGGAGGCCUCCUCAAAGAUCAGGAAGCCUCACUGAAGAUCAGGAGGCCUCCUCAAAGAUCAGAGAAAUGCUGCUAACACCAUAAGCACUAAGAUCUCAAAAAGCGAUCAUAUUAAUGAAGUUCACCAGGAGCACCCUUAUGCUAUGUUAAAGGAAGAGGAGCCAGAAGAAAAUUUAAUGCACGAACUAGUAACUCUAUCGGUGGUGCCACUGCUUGUUGGUGUCCCAUAAAAGAUGAGUAUCUGAGACGGGACGACGAUUAUCUCUGAAUGAAAGACUUUGUCAUCUGCACGGGUUGACAUCUUCGCCAUUUUUAUACGUAGCAGUACAAGAAAGUAGAAGGAGAAGUCCGCAAUCUUUUUUAUUCGUGUAUGCUUUCCAUCUACACGGCACUCACUGAGUCACACUAUGUCUAAUUCCUUCUGCGCGAGAUCUUGAGCUACGCCUCUUUCCAAAAGGGAUGAUCACCGAGGGUGAGGAGGAAAUCUACAGCAGCCAUAUUUCCGAAAAUUUAUGGACAUGGUACUAUUGAACUUCAGACCCUAGUGGAGUUCCUUCCUCGUUCCUCUGCCGAGUUCGAAAAACGAUAUGAGUCAGGGCAAGGAAAAUGAACCAAUAUCAACUGCGUCUCCUAGGUGGUUAUGUUGAACCGCGACAGGGACAAACACAUGACGUAUUCAUUGCUGAAUUCUUAAGAAAUUGAGCUCCAGAGAAGGAUCUACGGUGGCACUGAAGGUAGAGCUAUGCAAGUAAUCUGUGUCCCCGUUGAAUCGAUGUCUUACCUAGGUUAGCAGGAAAGGGGGAACGUACGCCGUCCCCUCUUGUUUGAUAUUCAUCUUAAUCAGUGGGGGCUGUUCGGUCUUUCGGACGUAGAGCCGGUGAGUCGAAAAAAACAUAGGCAUGCUUAUGCGAGAGAGAAAGCGUGUCGCGCGUUCGAAUCAUGGAAAUUUUGACGUCGAUCAUUACUUCCAUGAUUGAAUAGCAAUAGUUGUUCGUGCCUAAAAUCGCCUGUAGCUUAUAUGUCAAUAUUCUUUCAUACUGCCUGCAAGAGGAAACUCGACACGUGUGGAUGAAAAUCAGGCCGAGGCUCUUCUUCGAGAAGGGCGCAAGGGAGUUCCUCGACCAGCAUGGAAUGGACAGCUUUCUCCCGGGCUUUCUAGACAUGAACAAGGCUUACACAUAUAGGGAUGUAGUCACGUACAUGCAAAAAGCCGAGCGGAAUGUCGUCAAGUCUCUACUUAAGUUGCCUAGUAUUUUUUCAUUGUUAUGGAUGAUCUUUAUUCCAUCCUUACGGCCAUCGAGGCUCCCCCAAAGGCUAAACGUUUCUAAGGGGAAGAGGGAAGCCUCGACGGUCUGCGUAGAUGGAAAAAGACGCCAUCCAUCAUCGUCCUACGGUCGGCGCCCUCCUAGAGCAAGCACGCGCUUCCCGCUCAUUGUCCUACGGUCACGACGUGUAUUAGAAAAGGUUAAGGUAGUCUAGCACUCUGCUAGUCCCUUCGCUCUGGUCUCAAAGCUGAUUUGGUAGAUCAGAUCGGAGGCACUCACAUGAGUCUACUCGGCUAGUACCGCUUCAUAGCACUUCUUUUAGGUAAUUUAAAUAUGUUUUAGGGCUGACCGGUCCCCCCCUGUGGUGUGGUCUGUGGUGGCGCGCGCGCGCUCUUUUCCGCGCUGAUUUUCGCGGAUUCUAGUGGUGGAAGGCGUCAAAGCUGGGCGCGGGCGUCCCCUUGCGCCUCCCUGCGUGUUCCUCAGGGGCGUCCUGGCCUCUGCUGACCCUCGCAGGCUGGAGGUCUCCGGGGUAAAAGGCCGCCGAAGGCGGCCGCGGUCUCUAGAGCAAGCAAGCCGAUGACCAAGGGCCCGGCGGGUACAGGCCGCACGGUUCAGGGGGUCCAGCCCCUCGCCUUUUGCCGCCUUCGGAGGCCUUCCACAACCGGCGCACUGCUGCGGCGGCGAAGCAUAUAGGAGGCAGAUAGGGCACAGGCAGGCACCUGAAAGGGGGCGCAGGUGGUUCCUUGGGCCCCUUUUGAAGCCUUCCACCUACACCGGAGGCCUCGAGGGAACAGCCAGGCAGGCGGAAGGGGGCGCAGGAGGUCCCUUGGCCCCCUUUUGAGGCCUGCCACCCACGGCAGACGCCUGCAAAAGGGGCCCGGGCGUACUGGUGUCCACCCCUACGCUAGGGGGGGCGCCGUCGCCCUGGGCCCUGGAUCAUAUAUAAGAUGAACAUAGAACUCUGAUUUACCUUUUCAUGUAUAAGAAGAGACUAAGAAUACGUCUUUGAUCAAUAGUGGUAUAACUGCUCUGAGAGGAACCCUGCAAUCCUUCGGAUCAUGGACAAUGAAGAAUACUAGUUCUAAGCAAGCUGUUAUGAUCAUGGACAAUGAAGAAGACUAGUUCUAAGCAAGCUGUUGUGCUGACGUUUCCUGCCGCACGUUUGUAUCGAAAGUACUACCUACAUUUUUAACGGCUUCAUCAACCGACACUGAUUCUGUUUAUCCGUACUUUUUGCGCGUUUUGUUUUUUUGCAGAAAAUAAAUGGACCUUUGAGGCCUCGAAAAGGAUGAAAAGCCUCUUGUUGCACUUACCUCACGAAUAGGUAGACAGAACGAUGAAAAGCCUCUUGUUGAACUCACCCCAUGAAUGGGUAAACUAUUAAUACUGCUACUUCUGUUAGACCUCGACUUUACGCCCAUGAUCAUGAACAAUUGCAACAGGGGCUGGAGCAUGCAUGCAUGCGUGCUAUUUCUAAAGACAACGGCGACGAUCCGACGUUUCCUCGCAGCUUCGUAUGGCAGUGGUGGGAGCGUACUAUGAACAAGGACACUACGAUCGGGCGGUGGACUGCUGCUGUCGAGAAGAAAAAACUUCAGACAUUACGGCGAGAAAUCUUCCUCCUCGGGCAAGGCAAUCUGUCAUGAUCAUGUCUGACUUUGUCAUGCAUCAUGAUCAUGUCUGACUUUGUCAUGCAUCAUGUUCAUGAUCAUAUCUGACUUUAUCAUGCAUCAUGAUCAUAUCUGCUGACUCUGUCCUCCCUAUCUAUUGAUGGAGUGAAUGGAUAGAAGAUAAAGAGAAGAUAAUUAGUACACUGAAUGUCUCCACCACCGAUGUUUCUCUGUAUCAUGCACAAAGAAGCUCAAUAUUUAGAAAGAGACAUGAAAAACCUCAAAGCAACUGACUUUCAGCGUUGAGUUAUUUUGGAGCACAACAACAAUUACUAAACAGUUUAGCACCCAUAGCCCACAAUUGGGCACACUAAUACAACAACUACGAGGAGGAAGAGGAGGAUACUUUUUUCAUACUGGUUACACUAUUCUGACCUCGAGAUGAUAGAGCGGGUAAGGAAGAUACUCCCAAGGCUGAUUUUGCAGUAUAUUAAGGCUGACUUUGAUUUAAAACGCGCUAGACCCGCUCGUCAUGAGCUUGUUAUCUCAUCACCAUGACUGACAUGGGAUAACAUUUUACACUUUCUGAACAUUUCGCCGUCCCUGGUGGGAAGGGAGGCAAAUGCCUCUGAGAGGACAAAAGCCCCGCCCCUGGUGGGCUGAGAUGCCGGAACCUCUGAGAGGAAAGGCGGGCACUACCCGCGUGGCCCCAGGGGGGACGCAGAGACGCGCCGCAACGCUUCGCGGGAGGUGCGCUGCGCUUGGUUAGCAGAAUGGGCGAAGCUGACGCGCGUGGGACCUCUGCCAUCGAAGGAGACGAUGGGGCGGCGCCUACUGACGGCGCCGAGCUCCAGGCGAGCACACAAAACGCCAAGGCAGCGCUACUUUUCGAAGGCCGGAUCGCUCGGCUCGGAGGUUGAGUCGAGGUUGAGGAUGCCCAAGGCGGACCUGGUCACUUGAAGCCGUGCCUCUCUGCUGAACACCUGCCGCCAGCUGCCCUGGUGGAGUUUUUUUGCGCAAGUCUGGAACACGCGCGAGCGUCACUGCAAGGACCCCGGCCCGGCCUCAAGUUGAGUUCUCCCGGAGACUGAACACAGGCAGCGCUACAACUACUAAGCCGCACAAGCCGCCGCGUGUUGACGGGUCGCCUUCAGCACAUACAUACCUACACUUUCUGAGCAUUUGUGUAAGCGGGAGCUGUAUGAAAGAACUGGGCUCUCAUCGUACAUUCGCGAUUACUCUUUAGACUUACUUAAUAAUUGAAUUUUUAUAGAGAAAGAAUGUCGGGUGUGUCAUAGAUAGUUGGACAACAAAAGAAAUGGGUGAGACACGAGGUAGCAUGAAAGGUCGAAUUAACGCACAGUCUAGAUACCCUGCUAAUCCUACACUGGUUGCUAUCCUGUAUGAGGCGGUGGCGGCGACGGACAAGGACGCACCGCUUAACCACAACGGCGCCCUUGCCUUCAUUACGGGGGCUGUGAUUAUUCGACUCUUCUAGCUAAAAAAUCUACCAUAGCUAAAAAACUUGGUUUGUAUGAACGCCUUCAGCGGUCUCGGGGCUAGAAGCAUCAAAAAUGGAGCAUAGGAAAAAAGUGUUGGAUGAAUACAUGAAUGACUGAAUGACUGACUUGAGAGUUUCUGCGCGAUGAAGUUUGGUUCGUAAUUGUGGUUCUUUGGGCCACUGUCCUUGUUUAGCAGAAAGGCUCCAACCUUGUUUAGCUUUAGGGGGACGUGUCCUUUGUUCGGCAGCCUUGUUGCAGCGUUACCUCUCGGCCACCUUGUCUAAAUGCUACCCUUGUUUCCCUUCCUAUGUUAUAGAUUUCCUUUAGUACUCCUAACUUGCGUUUUCUAUCUCAUCUUGAAUGAUAUUGCACAACCGCCGCAUUCCACGCAUUAUACUAAGCUAAUACUUAAGCUCCUUUUCUGCGCAUGAGGUAAGGUUUUCCUGGCGAUCUUCAUUAUACAGGGCUAUAAGAACUAGAAAAAGAAAGGACGAAUUCACGAUGACAAUAUUAUGUUACUUUUUCUCAUUUCAUUUCUUCAUGCAUGAACCAGAACUGUGAGGGUACCGGUAGCAGAAGGGGCAGGAAUAUACGGAACCCGACAAAAAAGGUAGAGAAUCCGACAAAAAAAGGUAGGAAGAGGGGGGAGGCCAAAAGUUAUCAGCCUACGAAAAUAAGAGGUAAAAAAGCCGAAGAAUUGCGAGAAAAAGUAGAACCUGAGGCCGCGCAAGAGCGGACGGGAAAGGCCAGAGGACAGCCGCAGAAGCAGGCACACCAACGAACAGCCAGCAGCCAACGAAAGAAAGAGAGAAGCGCAAACAACCAAGCCAAGCGACCCGAGGGCGCCCUCGGUGACUGAGCAAUGACAACCCCACCCAACACAUCUGAAAGCAAUCCCAGUACCCCCAAGCGGGACCAGACGAGAACCUACGGGGGCGAACAACGUUGGCGACAGUGCGCAUAGCUGCUGGGUGCCACACUCGCGACACACAAAGCCGCCGCGCGCCAUCCUCAAGGAACAAGGUUCAACUACGCCGACACCCGAGGGCUUUCGAAGCCCGCUGCAAAAGGCUGACGCGCUUCAAGGUCAAAACGGAAGCGGCCCGCGAAGCGAGAGAGGCCCGCAGCACUGCGGGGGGGGGGCGGGGGGAUCGCAAAAGAAGGAAGCGCGCCGCGCCCCUGGCGGGUGUGAGGUACUGCGGCAAGAGCGGGAGAACAUAGAGAAACGAAUAGCGCAGCAGGAUGCGCCUGGCUUGAGGGACCGGCCGCAGCUUGGUGGCAAUCUUACCAGGCAGGACACUGCGCGGCAAAGCGCGCGCGGCUUCCCACCGGGUCCGCGCGUGCAUGACACAGGCCACCGGGGCGCUGCGCUGGCAGUGGAGUGGAGGGAGCAGUCUACAAGAAGGGCCAAGAAAGGUCAGGCCCCCUAUUUUCUGGGCUUCUUCUGAUACCGCGGCCCCCGUUUUCCUUGGGACCAUGUUGGCGCCAGUAUCUCCAGGGACUGAGCCAGAACAACAAGGGACCCCGCUGGAAAAUAAGGGCUGGGAGUUUUUGCGGUCCCCGUCCGCUUAUAGGAGGAAGAACAUCGGGAGCCUUUUUAUAAUAUAUACAGGGGGCCUAGUUUUUCCGGUCCAUGCAUGUAGCUAAAGCUUAUAGUUCUAGCGAUCACUUACAAGACCUGGGGAUGAACAGCAACCUUACUCGUGAAAAUAUAACGUCAAGAGCAAAAAAUAAUCACCACAAAGCGACUCAACUUCAAGAUCAAGAACAGAAACGAUCUUCUGACCAAAAUAUGCGCUAAGAUCCAGAAUGAGGUGAAGAGAGCUCGUCAGCCGGACAGCGAUGGUAGUAGCAGUUCGGACGGCAGUAGCAGUUCGGUUUCGGACGGCAGUAGCAGUUCGGAUGGCAGUAGCAGUUCGGAUGGCAGUAGUAGUUCGGAGGAGAGUUCUUCAUGAAGACCCUCUCCUAUAAUUCAAUAUGGCUGGUGCCUAGGGAGUAGUAUGGCUGAAGAACUACUGCUCAACAUGGAGCCUCUUCUACCGUUCAAUAGGGAGUCGAGUAAGGACUUCAAGUGCAACAAGUGCAACACGAAGCAGUCGCAUGGCAUGUCCGUUUUCGGCAAAGGUGGGCCCCAACCUAACCAGCUAGCCGUAGCCUAGCUUUUUCCACAUCUGCGUAAUCGUAUUUCGUUCAGUCUGGUCUGUUGUGGCAAGGGUCAACAAUUCUCUGCUCAGAGGAAACACUCACACACUUUCGCUGGCGCUCCUGCGCUACGUUGUUUUUCUUGCAUUUCUUAAUAUUCAUCAAUUCCGUCAAAUUUACCAGGAUAUGGCGCAAAAUAAUCGAUCUCAAUGGGAACGAAAGUUCAAUUUUUGGCGAAGUAGUCUAGGAUUGUAGACACUGCAAAACGAAGCCCUUCCUUCGAGGCUAUGGUCCUCACUAUGAUGUCGAUCAACUUCAUGGGUAUGCCAAUGAAUUUGAUAUAUUAGUUAUGUAGAAGAUCUAGAGGGAUCAACGAGCUCAGUCAAAGCUUAGCGAGUGGAUGCCGGCAGAGGUUCUGCUGAUGAAGAUCAACGCGAGACCGAUCUAGUGUCAACCUCAAGCUCCCCGAAUUCUACUCCAUCAACUUGACGCGCCGGCUCACGCUCAAGAUCACCAUUUCGCACUUGUUCUUGCCCCAGUCUCACGAUCCCGGCAUCGCAGUCAUCGGAGCCAUUUUGGCUCACAGUCAUCCUACCGAUUACAGGAGUCUUCAGGCCAUUGUGAGUUUAUUUUCCCUCCCUCCCGCUCUUCUACUACCUUGCUGAGCUCGGUGCUAGCGACGCUUCCCUGCGUUGUGUCGCCUGCGCUGACACCCUCCAUCCCUCCAGCACUCUCAUAGCGGGCUGGCGUCAGAUCUUCAUAGUACUUACAGAUGCAGCAGGAAAAGGGGCUCGACGCUCUUACGUACCCGCUCCUCCUGUCGUUGCGCAGUAUAUAG